Messenger RNA from Trematosphaeria pertusa, 1035 nucleotides. Its product is annotated as amidase signature enzyme. The transcript is spliced from 6 exons. Bases 1 to 1035 code for a protein of 344 amino acids. The record is from RefSeq and is a predicted model, not a curated record. NCBI's taxonomy places the organism in Eukaryota, Fungi, Ascomycota, Dothideomycetes, Pleosporales, Trematosphaeriaceae.
AUGUCAUCUGCAACCUCCGGCAAUGGUUACCACAUUGGGACUCACCGCCUCUUCGCCGGCAAGUCUCGCCCCUACCUCGAAGACACCAACAUUCCCAUGGUCGUACGGGGACCAGGCAUCCCAGCAGGUGCUACGUCGAAGAUCCCCAGCACCCACAUCGACUUCGCUCUCACUUUUCUCGAUAUCGCGGCCGUGGCGGAAGCUGAUCAUCCGAAGCUGUUCGACGGCCGGAGCCUGCUUGGCGAGUGGAAGAACGCGAAUAGCGAGGCCGCAGCGCAGUGUCGAUCGCGAGAUCAUCCAUGUCGAGUUUUGGGGCCAUUUAGGCAACGAGAUCACCGGAGGAACAUCGCAGGGAGCUACCCACAAUCAUUGAGCAUAGCAGUUCCUUCAAAACUAUCAGCUGUUCCGACCCCCGCGUUCCCCCUCCGAGGCAAGCGGAUCGGAGUCAAAGAGCUAUUCGCCCUUCGAGGGCUUCACAUGGCUCUGUCGAACCGCGCAUUCUACGCCGUUGCCAGCCCGGCAGAGCACACCGCGCCUGCCAUCCAGAAACUUCUCGAUGCUGGAGCCAUUUUGGUCGGCUCGACUAAAUGCAGUUCUAUGACUUCCAGAGAAGAUCCAGCCGAAACUGUUGAUUUCAUGGCACCAUGGAACCCAAGAGGUGAUGGGUACCAGUCACCAGUGGGAAGCAGUAGCGGCAGUGCGGCUGGUGUGGCUUCCUAUGACUGGCUUGACUUCACCAUUGGCUCCGACAACGGCCCGCCUUUGUCAAUGGCUGUUCUCAGCACCGAUUUUCGCACGAUGCCUUUUCUCUUGAAGGCGUUCGACCAUGCUACGAAACUGCUACCCGUUGCUGUAUCUUUCUCCUCCAGGAACCAAUGCCAUGUUAGCAAGGACGUUGAGAGCUACAUUUUCUCGAUCGGGGCGCCCUCUUGCGGUGAAAACUGGUCGCAAUAUGUACGAUUAGAGAGACCAUUUCCUCAUGAUCUGGGCGACCUCAUGUGGUUUUCAGCCGCUGGGAAGGAUGAUUGCCACUAG